This is a messenger RNA of Closterium sp. Naga37s-1, 1134 nucleotides long. Lineage: Eukaryota; Viridiplantae; Streptophyta; Zygnematophyceae; Desmidiales; Closteriaceae. The record is from the annotation of a GenBank genome assembly.
AUGCCCCCUCCUGCACCUCCUCCUGACAGCCUGGGACUGGGGCCGUCUCGCCACGAAGCAGAAGCAGCGGCGGCGGCAGCGGAGGCAGCAGAGCGGGGGAGCAGCAUGGGGUCGACGGGGAGGGGGAAGCCGUCGGGAUCCAGAGGCGGGUCUAGCGGCCAAUCGCUGAACCCUGUUUCGCGCCUCCCUUCCCGGCCUUCCCGCCCUUCUCUCCCCUCCCUGCCUUCUCUGGCGCUGUCUCUGUCUCGGCCGCUUUCUCUUGCAUCUCUCCCAUCCCUUCCAUCCCACUCCUCCCUGCCCUCCCUCCACUCCCUGGCUUCUCUCCCUUCCAUCCCUUCUCUCCCCUCUCUUCCCUCUCUACCUUCUCUUCCCUCUCUCCAAUCUCCUGCCUCCCUACCUUCCCUCCCCUCUCUCGUUCUCUCCUCUCCCUCCCUCCACAAUCCACGUCCUCCCGAAUUGCUUUCCCUUUCCCUCUCCUUCUCUCUCUCCCUCUCCCACCCGCUCGAUCCCUCCCUCACUUCUCUCCCUCCUACCCCCCCUCGCUCCUCCCUGCUCCCCCUACCAAUCCCGCCCUCCUCACUGUCCUCCUCCCCUUCCACACUGCUCAUCCGCCCCCUCCCCUUCUCCACGGCCCGUCUGCUCCCUUCCCUCCUCUCACUCCCUUCCCUCCUCUCACUUGCUUCCCUCCUCUCACUCCCUUCCCUCCGCUCAUUCCCCUCCCUCCUUUCACUCCCUUCCCUCCUCUCGCUCCCCUCCCUCCUCUCGCUCCCCUCCCUCCUCUCGCUCCCCUCCCUUCUCUCACUCCCUGCCCGCCUGUCCACACUCUCAGCUCUCUUCUUCUCAUCUUUCUUCCCCUCCUCCCCCUUACCCCUCUUGCUCUCUUCCCCCUUCUCUCUCUUGCUGUCCUCUCCCUUGCCUCUCCUGCUCUCUUCUUUUUUCUCUCGUUUCCCUUCCUCUCCCUUUUCCCUCCUCCCCUCCCCCUUUUCCCUCCUGCCCUCCUCUCCCUUCUCCUGCCCUACAUCAAAAGACGAACUCGAGUUCCUUCUGUGGACUCCUCUCCUUUACUCUCCUCCCCCGUUAUCUCCUGAUGCUCCCUCCGCUCCUGAUCCUGCUCCCUCCGAACCUUUUGGCUAG